AGACAACGGACAUUGUUCUCAAACUACAAUUCGAUUUUUGGCUGGAAUUUGUAAGAAAUGCAAAUUUUUUUAGUAAUUUUUUUCACAGCUACAACUAAAUGAUACACCCUAUACUUAAAUGCAGCUAGUACAACCGUACAUACUUACACAAAUGCAAACAUUUCAUAUUAAUUAUUUUUAUAUUAAUUAUAUAUGUGCAUUUACAUGUGUAAUCACUGUUUGCUCAAAUAACUCGUACAAUAAAGAUUUUCAUAUCAAAGCCAAUUAACUCAUAUCAGCUAAAAUUCAAGAGCCUUAUGCGCUUUACUGAUCCACAAGCAGCGCCAUCGACACAUAAAGCAGCCAGCGAACUCACGCAGCCGUUCAGUUGUAACGUUCGUAAGUAACGAGGUGGAGCUUAUCAAGACAGCGUAGGAAUUUCGAAAAGUUUCGCGAAGUUAACCAAAAAAAAAAACAAUAUUUAUGAAAAUAUAGCAAAAGAACACGGACACACGAAAAAAACUUUAUGGCCGCAAAAGUACGUUGCUGUGUAGUUGGCGCCGGUGCUGCCGGACUCUGUGCGCUCAAGUAUGCGCGCGAAUAUGGCAUGGAGGCGGUGGCGUAUGAGAAAUAUAACGAAAUCGGCGGCACCUGGGUAUGCACGGAGCAUGCGGCGGACGGCUGUGCCGCAGCGGAAGAUGUACACAGCAGCAUGUAUGAUGGAUUGCGAACCAAUUUGCCAAAGGAAGUAAUGAAUUUUCCUGACUUCCAAUUUCCAACGAAUAUGCGCGAAUCUUACAUACUGGCCAGUGACGUAUUGAAAUACUUUCAAUCUUAUGCCGAACACUUCCAACUACUACCACAUAUCAAGUUGAGGCAGGAAGUGAUACGCGUGCGGCCCUUACAGUGCAAAUGGGAGGUGUUAACGCUUGAUUUACAAAGCAACAUCUACACGACGGAGCAAUUUGAUUACAUUUUCAUAUGCAACGGCCGCUAUGCGACGCCCUCUUAUCCGAACACGCCGGGCAUUGGUCUUUUUAAUGGCCAUAAAAUACACAGUCAUGUCUUUCGCAGAGCAGACACAUUCAAAGCUGCCACCGUUCUUAUGGUAGGCGCAGGCCGUAGCGGUAUGGAUAUCACCCACCACAUUUACCCCUUUGCCGAACGUAUUUACCUAAGUCAUCAUCUCCAACAAAAGCCGCCAAUCACCGAUUUUAUGCCGAAUGUUGUGCAGAAGCCGGUUGUGGAACGCUACACGGAGAACGGCGCCGUAUUCAAGGAUGGCACGCAAGCCAACUUUACGCAUAUCAUCUUCUGUACCGGCUACGACCUGACGAUACCCUUCCUCAGCGCCGAUUGCAACCUGCAAGUGCACGACAAUUUAGUAUAUCCUCUCUACAAGCACUGCAUCAAUAUCUACCAUCCCACAAUGUGUUUCAUUGGUCUGCCAAUUUAUGCCUAUCCAAUACAAUUGUUCGACCUGCAAAUGCGUUUUGUCAUGCAAUACUAUAGCGGAAAACUGCAACUACCAAGUGCGAAGGAUAUGCUGGCCGAUACGGAGCGUGAUUUAGCAGAGCGCAGGGAGCGUGGCUUGCCGCGUAGGAAGGCGCAUUUAGUGGGCGAACGACAGUUCGAUUAUUAUGAUGAGCUGGUGGCAUUGACCGGAAUCGAGAAUAUUAGACCAGUGAUCAGAAAGCUAUCGAAAAUCUGUGGUGGUAAAUUUCUUUACGAUUUACAAAACUACCGCAAAACGGCAUUUAAGGUGAUAGACAAUGAGCAUUUUGUACAAUUUAAAUUAGGCGAAGUAUAAAAACAAUCACUGAAUACUUUACUUGAAAUAAAGAAACAACAAAACUCACAAAACUGAAAUUUUUUAAAAGAAUGUGUAACAUAAAUAUUAGAGCUCACAUCUUUUUCGAAGAAGGUAGACCAAAACUUUUUAUCUUCAACUCUAAUAGGCUCCUAGGAGUGUGGUUAAGCUGCGAAGGAUGUUCGUUUUGUGUGACAAAAUAAAAGCGUAUAGCUAAGUUAUCGAGAGAAGCGCGGCAAAGCAUUUAGCAUCAUACCAAAAAAAAAACGAAAGCACGGAGGUUCCAACAAUUUUUAAUAUUUCACUUUUCCAAAACCAUUUUGAGCUCCCACAACAUCAGAGAUAAAAAGAUGUCCAACUCAUAUUUUACUGAAAAUGAAUGAAUGAAAAAAGAGCAAUUGCUAAACGUCAAAACCUGCUGAACUCAGGCAACUGUCAAAGUUCAUGAGGUCUGACGUUAAGCAAUUGGAAACAGAGAAACGGCCAGGUGAAAUCCUACCAAACAAAUAUGUGAACAGAGAGAUUUGUUGUCGCUGUUGAAGAUCACUAACAAAAAUUGGAUAACAAUGAAAAUUAAAGGACAUGCAACAUACAAAUGGGAUAAAAUAGGAAGCAACGACUGAUUUAAAAGAAAAGGCACGAACGAACCUACAUUCUUAAAACGAUUAGGAUCUACUUAUAUAAGCAGCAACAGCAUAUUCUUAAACUGCUUUGAGAAUCUUUUUUUUACUCUUAUUUAACUCUCUUAAUAAUGCUUAUUCGAAACCAAUCUCACAAUUUUAAUUCCGCAAAGAACUACUAAUCUCUGUAUAAGACGAAUGAAGGAUUAUCUACAUAUUUUUAAUUUUAGUUGCACUACACAAACUUUAUUUAUUUUAACUAAGAUUAUGAUAACAGCGGCCAUAAAAACUAAGAUAAAUCUGCCGUUAAUAUGCUAAAAUCUUAUCAUUACUGUUAUUUAAACAGCAGUAAAGAGAAAGCAAACAAAGUCAGUCAAACUAAAAAUUAUUAAUCUAUUCACAUUUUAUAACCAAAUUUCAAAGUCAACUAGCUACGUCGUUAUUAAAGAGUAGAAAUUAAUAUUCUUAAGAGAACUCUUAAUUAUUUAUAAGCAAAACUAGUUUUAAAGGUGCCUAAUUUUAGUUCCGGUUUUCAAGUUCAACAAUUUUAAAUUGAAGCCACAUAUUUAUAGCAUAAUAUUUUAAAGUCUUGGUAACACAACUAAUACAAUAAAGAGAUAGGUAGAAAAUAUAUUUAAGAGCGUUAAAAGCAGUAUUUCUCUUACGCCACCGAGGCACUUCGGUAUCUAUGAUCACUUGCAUAUACAUAUAUAUGUAUGCAUUACCGAUAAGCUGCAGAAAUUGUGAGUUUUACGACAAAACUAGCAAAACAACGCUAACAAAUACGAAAGCAAGAGAGUGAUCAACGUUUAAUUUCAGUCAAAGACAACCACAUAUGUACGAGUAUAUAGACAACAAAGGUGGUGCGCUCAAUCGUCAAGAGACCGAGUAGAGUACUGAAUGUUGGAAGAUUCGCACGAUAAAUUCCAACAAUUCAUUUCGAAAUACAAGAAGAUGAGUUCCAAAAAGCGUGUUUGCAUAAUAGGAGCCGGUAUGGCAGGACUAACGGCACUAAAGAAUUCGCUGGAACACGAUUUGGAGGCAGUGGCGUACGAACGACAUACAGCGGUUGGCGGUACAUGGAUUUAUAUGGAACGUAAGGAAGGUGAAAGUGAAGAAGACGUGCAUAGUAGCAUGUAUCAGGGUUUACACACAAAUCUGCCUAAGGAAGUGAUGGGCUUUCCAGACUAUGAUUUCGAUACGAAUAUAGAAGAGUCUUUUAUCAGCUCGGAACUCGUGUUGGAGUAUUUACAGAAUUAUGCAGAGCACUUUGAAUUAACGCCGUAUAUCAAAUUGGAACAUGAGAUAAUAAGAGUGCGACCACGUAGCGUAGGUUGGGAGGUUAUCGUUCACGAUCUCAAAGGCGAUAAGUAUUUUGUUGAAUUUUUCGAUUUUGUUCUUGUUUGUAAUGGACACUUCACCACACCCAUGUAUCCGAAUACCGAGGGCCUUGAUACCUAUCAAGGCAAGCGCUUGCACAGUCAUCUCUAUCGGACACCCGAUAUUUUCAAAGGUCACAACGUAUUGGUUGUGGGUGGCGGUCCGAGUGGCAUCGAUAUUGUACAUCACAUCUACCAACAUGCUGAGCACGUUUAUUUCAGUCACCAUUUGGAGAGCGAACCACGUAUGGAUUUCAUGCCGAACGUUACGCAAAAGCCAGACAUUUUGCGUUUCACUGAAGAUGGCGCCAUUUUUAAAGAUGAAAGCAGCGCUGCCUUUUCAUUCGUGAUUUUCUGCACUGGCUAUAAGUACACUUUCCCUUUUCUGAGCGUUGACUGCGGUCUUAAUUUGGAUGUCAAUUGGAUAUAUCCACUCUAUAAGCACUGUUUGAAUAUCAAUAGACCAACAAUGGCCAUCAUUGGCUUGCCACAUCAAAUAUGUCCAGCACAACUUUUUGAUUUACAAGCACGCUUCGUGUUGGCCUUCUUUUCGGAACACAAGGCAUUACCUAGUCGUGCCGAUAUGCUAGCGGAAAUGGAGGCGGAUAUGCAGGAGCGGUGGGCGAAUGGUGUAUCGAAACGUAUGGCGCACAAAAUGGGCGUAAAACAGUUCGAUUACUACGAAGACUUGGCGGUUACAGCGGGCAUAGCGAAACUCAAACCUGUGAUUAGCAAAAUGAUGAAAGCAUGCUCUAGAAGAUAUAUUUUCGAAUUGGAUACGUAUCGUCUAAAACGAUAUAAAGUUCUGGAUGAUGAGAACUUCGUGCGAAUUGAUUAAUAGUGAAGCAUAAUGUAUAGAAUUAUGAAUAUGUUUACCUUAAGUAGGUCUGGAAUAAUGUCAUAUUUAGUAAAUUCAAGAAAAUACAUAUAUACAAACUUAAUAAUAAUUUAAUUUAGAAACCGCUUAAUCAGCUUUUUGACGAGUUUCGAAAAAAAAAUUUUAACUAAAGUAGAUACGAUGUUUUUCUAACUUUCGAAAUUAGUUAUUAAUCAAAAAUUUUCGUCUGAGUUUCGAAGAAAACUUCCAUUUUCUAAAGGAGAUAUGACAUGCUUCGAACUUUCGCAAGUUUCGAAAGAAAAAAUUGUAGCCAAGGUAGAUACGAUGUUUUUCGAACUUUCGAAAUUAGUUAUUAAUCAAAAUUUUCGUCUGAGUUUCGAAUAAAAAUUCCGUUUGCUAAAGGACUUUUGACCUUCUUUGAAUUCGAAAUUAGUAAUCAUUCACAAUUUUCGUUUAAGAUUGAUUUCAAAAAUUUAAAGCCGUUAAAAAUAAUGAAAGUAAAGGGUAAGAGCUUCUAAAUUUCAAAACAAAAAAAUGUCCUUACAUUAUAUAUUUAAAAAAUAAAACUGUGACCGCAUUAAUGUUGCACAACCCGGAAGUUGCGACGAUGAAAAAUACACAUCUUUCAAGUACGGCAUAAAUGUGUAGCAUAAACCAGUUAUUACUGACAAAACUACCGCUAAAACUAAAAGUAAUUAAAACACAAUUGAAUUUUUUGUUGGAAAUUAGAAAUUACACUUUAUUCAUUCUCUCAAGUAAUUGUUUGUUUGUUGGUUGACUUUUGAUGGUAAUUUGUUUGCUUAUCGUUCGUAAUACAAGUACAAUACAAAAUGUUCAUUUUUUGUUCUAAAAUAAUAAUAAAAUAUACUGCCGCUCUGCUGCUAACGCUAGCUACUGCAUCCGCUACUAUUUUGCUUUAUUACUCUGCUGCGACUGCCUUAUCAAUUCAACAAUGUUCGUAUGAUUCGCAGAUCUCCAACAAAGCAACACAACAAACGAAAAAUAAUGAUAAAAAAAAA
Molecule: messenger RNA, 5645 nt
Organism: Bactrocera oleae (olive fruit fly)
Lineage: Eukaryota; Metazoa; Arthropoda; Insecta; Diptera; Tephritidae
Product: senecionine N-oxygenase
Molecular function (GO): flavin adenine dinucleotide binding; NADP binding; N,N-dimethylaniline monooxygenase activity
Source: RefSeq, a predicted model, not a curated record